AUGGAAGAAACAUGGGAAAGUUGGAUGAGAUUUUGGAAAGAUCCCAAGGUUAUUGAAAAUUCAAAAAUAAAUUCAAGAAAUCGUUGUGGCGGUCAGAAUGCAGUUGCAAAGGGGACUCACACGGGAGGUUCUAUUACUAUUGGAGAGCAUCGCAAAAGACUUGUAUUUAAACACCUAGUUAAGAGAAUAUUAUAUUCCAAGCUUACUCGUAAAUCAUUGCUUCAAAUUGAGCAAGCAAAACUAGCACUUUUAGCUCAAUUUCCUCAAGCUAUAACCCAUUUACUAAAGCUUUUGUUUCUUUCGAAUGCAAGGAGGUUAAGGUUAGAACAUGUUAGGAUUGCAAGGAAAGAUUUUGGUUUACCUGAUGAUUUUGAGUUUUCUGUGGUUUUGAAGUAUCCCAAGUAUUUUAGAUUGUUUGAUGCUAAAGAGACUAGUAAUAAGUAUAUUGAGGCUAUUGCAAAGGGUCGAGAUUCAACACCAAGUGAGUUACAUUUGCAAGUCCAUACACAUGGUCAUGAUAAAAAAUCUUUUGUUGGUGAACGAGCUCGAAUUGUACAUGUACGUGGAUUGAUUUCUUCGACCUCAUCUCAGCCAAACACUCAUAUGACACCUGUAAUUCCUACUCCAACUAAUAUUGAUGAGGCCAAUGCAUCGGUUUCUGAAUUUGAUGGGAAAGCAUUUUUGGAAGAAUUCAAAGGAAAGAAAAUAAUGUAUAUUGGGGAUUCUUUGAGUCUAAACAUUUAUGAAUCCUUUUUGUGCUUGCUUCAUGCUGCUGUCCCAGAAGCAAAAUUCAAUCAAGUAAUACUUAGAGAAAAUGUCACUGUUACAUUUCUGGAUUAUGGAGUUGAAAUAGUAUUAUUUCAUUCGAACCUUUUAGUAGACAUUGAAGUCGAAAAAAUUGGACGUGUGUUGAGACUAGAUUCAAUUAAAGAUGGACAAAUUUGGAAGAAUUUUGACAUUUUGAUAUUCAAUACUUGGCUUUGGUAUGCAAGAAGACCACGUGGACAACAGUGGGAUUUUGUUGAAUAUAAUGGCCAAAUAUUGAAAGAUAUGGAUCGGGUCGAAGCUUUCCGGGCUGGGCUAAAAACAUGGGCCAAAUGGGUUGAAACAGAUGUGGAUACAACAAAAACCAAAGUUUUCUUUCAAGGAACAUCUCCAGCCCAUUACCAUGGAUCAGAAUGGGGUGAACCAACAGUGAACAGUUGCUUGAAUGAAACAACUCCAGUCAAUGGAUCAACAUACCCAAGUGGAUUACCAAUUGCUCUGGACAUAGUGAAACAAGUAUUAAAGGACGUGUCAAAGCCAAUAGUAAAUUUACUUGACAUAACAAAGCUAUCACAACUAAGAAAAGAUGGACAUCCUAGCAUAUACAGUGGCAGACAUGGCUUGGAUUGUACACAUUGGUGCAUUGGUGGUGUUCCUGAUACUUGGAAUCAAAUUCUUUAUUCUCUACUUUAA
Molecule: messenger RNA, 1458 nt
Organism: Solanum stenotomum
Lineage: Eukaryota; Viridiplantae; Streptophyta; Magnoliopsida; Solanales; Solanaceae
Product: protein trichome birefringence-like 41
Exons: 8
Coding region: 1-1458 (485 amino acids)
Cellular component (GO): Golgi apparatus
Molecular function (GO): RNA binding; O-acetyltransferase activity
Source: RefSeq, a predicted model, not a curated record